AGCAAUAAAGGAGAGUGACUUCCCCUACAGUUCGACAAAAGUAAGCGAAGUCGUUGUUCACACACAUGUGGAUGCGUUUCGUACAGUGCAUAAUCCUCUUAUCCGUUACAACCAUCACCCAUUUCGCGCAAAAAUCUGAAAGGCUUGUUGUGAUGACAAGGUUAAAGCCUGGACGGAGUUUGCACUGGUAACUGUAACACACACCAUUCAGACUAAACUUGACGAGUUGUUGCUGAGUGAUAACUGGCAUGAACCACUGACCAAGCAUCUUCCCUUUCACCACUGAAUUAGGUAUACGGGAAAAAAUUACAUGCUGGAAAUGAAAAAGUGCAAGUUUAUCGUAUUCAGUGGUAGAGGUCAUACAAAACAAAUUUUUAUGGUUGUCACUUGCUUCAUUUUGGAUUUGGUUGCGCAGUGCCCACCUCCCUGUGAGUGUAAUCUAGGCAUUGCUGACUGUUCAGCCAGAAGACUUACUUCACUCCCACCACUGCCAACAAGAAGCAUUCUUGUUGUAAAUGCCAGUUUUAAUUACUUGUCAUCAUUUUCUUGCAGCAAAGAUCAAAUGUCAGGACUGAAAGUGCUUGAUCUUAGUCACAACCAGAUCUCUGCGAUUCCAGCAAGCACAUUUUCUUUUGUGUCAUGUUUACAUCUAGACGUUUUAAACCUUACUGGAAAUAACUUGAGAAGUUUGGCAUUUGAACUACCAUCAUCCCUAAAGGUUUUGAAACUUAGCCACAAUCAGUUUCAGAAGUUUUCAUUGUCUACUGUAAGAAAUCUAACAGAGCUUGAGACAUUACAUCUUUCCUACAAUAACAUCACUAUGAUGAUCACUAGACUGGAAAAUCACAAAUUUUCAAAUGGUUGCCCAUUUGAACCAUUCCAGAAGCUAAUUGAAGUUUCUCUUCAAGGAAACAAACUAACAAUGCUUGAUGCUCAUGUUUUUCAAUGUUUUCAGAAAGUAGUCUACAUGUCUUUGGCAGAUAAUAGAAUUGAUUCUAUUCCAGCACAAUUGUUCAGCUCAUUCCAGCAGUUAAGAUUUCUUGAUUUAUCAAGAAACAGUUUGACAUUUAUUCCUGCUGGAACAUUCAGUAAAAUGUCAAGCAUGAAGUAUUUAUCUCUUGCCAACAAUCAUCUAGAAACAGUGCCAGUUAAUCUGCCCAUGAUGGAAUGGCUUGAUCUGUCAAACAAUAGUAUCAAUGCAGUGGCAGAGGAGCAGAAGACUGACUUGUAUCCACAGGAGGUAUUUUUGAUUGGAAGGAAUCCUCUGCAUUGUGACUGUGGACUCUUGUGGUUGAAAGAACUGUUUGAUUCGAGGAAGUAUUUGCUAAAGUACAUCCAUGUGGAUAAGGAGGAGUUUGUGCCUACCUGUUCCCACCCUGCACACAUUGCUGGGAUUUUAUGGGAUGUUCUUGAAGAUGAAGUUUUUGGUUGCAAGGAUAAAGCCAGCAAGGAAGAUGAUGUCACCAGUGACCAUGACAACAAACUGCUGAUUCAUUUGGAGAAUUUGUCCAUCAGGGUUAGUGAUGUAGGGCAUACACAUGUAUCCCUUGAAUGGGACCCCUUAAAUCUGAUGACAGUGGAUAAAGCCUAUGCUGCAAGUUUGGGAACCAAAGCUUAUGUUAGCUAUCACCAGUUUGGUAAGAAGACACAAUUUUCUGUUGCCAUUCAUCUCAUAACUGGAAGCUAUACUUUGAAUGGCCUUCGUCCAAGCACUGCAUACAUAAUCUGCAUGUCUUUGGGAGAUCCUAUGUUGAAAAGUCCCCAUGUUAAAGUUGCUGGAGAAGAUUGUGUAGAAAUUACUACAGAAAAGGAAAAGAAGAUGCAAACCUUUUUGGCAGAUGGCUAUGUUCUGGUUCUUACUAUAUUACUCAUGUGUGGACUGUUGAUGAUUUUAUGUUAUUGUUUAAGAUAUUUUUAUCAGAAAGAAAAAAGAGAAUGAUGAAAAAUGUUCUUUAGCUUACCUAACCUUCUUCAGUGUUCUUUAACCCUGACUAAAGGUUGAGAGCAAAAUAUUGAAGUGGCUAUUAGAUCUGAUGAAGAGGUGACCAUACAGACAAUUCAUUCUUGUUGACAGAUCAGGAAGUGCAAGACUACACAUGAAAAUUUAUUACCUUAAAAUGAUAUAUACAUGCGGAUGAUAUUAAAAAAAAAGAUUAAACUAUAAAUAUGCUUACACUGUAUUUUUUAAUUAGGAAAGUGACUAGCUGUUCCUCUAUAUACCUGUUGAUUACAAAGGCUAAACAGCUGUUUUUAAUAUUAUCUAUUACUACCAUAACACACCCAAACCCAUUUUAGCAGUAUUCUGUAUAAUAAAACUUUUAAACUGAGGUUGUUUUGUUACAGCCUUAAGAUACACUUCUCCGGCAUCCUUUCACUAUGAUAUAAUUGUAAUCUGGUUAGCUAUGCAACAACUUGAAGUGAAACUGUUAAAUCCACCAUUCAAGUUUCUUACCAUGUUUAAUUAAGAUGCAAUUUUAUUGACUUUCAUCCUGUCUAAUUCUAACCUUUAACUGUUAACAAUGGUUAUGAUGCAGCAUUUAAGUCAUAAAGAAAAAUUUUCAGGAAGCAACUUAAAUCUAUUUUCCCAUGAAAUAUGUUCCAAAUAGAAAAUGCAAGUCAUGCAAGCUGUUUUUAAACAUAAGACACUACAUCCAUGACAAUGACAAUGACCAACUUUAUUGGUCCCAGUGGGCAAUUUGAACAUGGGAAGGUGCUCUAGUUACAGUAAGUUAAAAAUAAAAGUAAAAAUAGAACAAGUUAGGUGCAAGAUGUAAAUAAGCAUGUGAAAGGAAGGCAAUUUAUAUAUAUACUAUAAACAAACAACAACUUGCAUCAAGAAUAAUCAUAUGCUUAUCUACAACAUCACACACACACCAUUGACACUUCAUCUGACAUUGAGCAGCUGGACUGCAGGUGGCCCAAAUGAUUUCAGGUGUCUGUUACUUUUGCAUAUUGGAAUGGAAUAUCAUUUACAUGAGCUUAAUAAUACAAAUUCUCUUGAUAGUACAUGUUCAGGUAUAGACAAAAUGUGUGAUGCUGUCCUAACUGUUGAUCACAAAAAGAAGCUAAAUCUCUCUGUCUAACACCAAUUAGAACAGAUGUGGAUAAUACUCUUCCUAUCAUGGACAGAGAGACUGAAAAACAAGCAGACAAAUGAAAAGGAUAAAAGACUCAAUAAACAACUGGUAGAAAUGGCAUAAGAGUGCUUAACUAACUGAAAAACUAUUGAGCUUACGAAAAGGGUACAUUAUUUGUUGGCCACCUUUAACAAUGUGUUAGGUGUUUAAAUUCCAUUUGAGCUGGCAAUCAAAAAUAGUUCCCAGGUACUUGAAAGAGUUAACAAUUUCAACAGGUUUAAUGUGUAUCACACUGGGAGCAACAAAAUCCUCUUUGAUUCUCCUAAAGUCUGCAAAAGAGUUAACAAUGCAGUGUCAUCAGAGAACUUAAUGAGGAAGCUGUUCUCCUCUGUACUUCUGCAGUUGUCAGUGUACAUGAUAAAUCUCUCAGUUAUAUCACAGUGGAAGGGAGAUAUGUAAGAUGAUGGGAUAAAUGGGUAACUGUAAGCUUAUGAGAUUAUAAACAUUAUUAAUAUAAGCAACGUUAAGAUAAGCAUUUGAGAAAAUUUCAUACGUUAUUUGUCUCGGGCCCUUAAUUUAAUUAAGAUCCAUCACUUAGUGGGUACACUAUUUGAAAAAAAAGGUCUUUCACGUUCAUUUUUAAGUUAUGAAUGACUCUGGUCUUUAAAAAAGAUUAAAUGGGUAGGAACUGCAAGAUUUGCAGGUCAAUAUAUAAUGGAUUCGUCAAGUUACAUGAACUUAUCUUACUUAAACCUUCACGUAAUGCUUAUACCCAAUAAAAUUUGACAAAACGUUUUACUGUCCCUCACAUCAGCUUUUAGUAAGACAUCAUGCCUAAGAAAAUUGAAAACUUGAUAUUUAUACAUCAAAACCCUAGCUUAAUCAAAAAAGAUACAUUUUUUCACAUUGAUUUAUGCAUAAACAUACAAACAUGGAUUCAAUAUCAACAUAGACAUAUAUACACCUACAUAUGCAUAUAUAUUUUAUAUGAUAUUGUAAUGAUAAAGUUUAACAAUCAACACAGAGGAGUUGAGGCAACUGAGCUGUAGUGCAGGUUUACUGAUGUGAACUACUUAGGAAGAGUUAAAUUUGCAGUGCACGAAUAAUAAAACUGGUUCAGAUAGGGAGGAAAGCAUUUACAAGAAACCCUAACAAACAUUUAUUAAAAAAAUCUUCAACAAAAGAAGCAGAAGGUAAUGUUACCAAAAAAGUGAUUUCCUCAGCGUUAGAUCAAGUGAAACAGAUGAAACCACAUGAAAAUGACUGAAGACUUCACUGUAUCUUCUUGACAGCAGAAAUCUUACAUCUACUAAACCCCAGGCACUCUUUUAAAAAACCUCAAAGUUCUUGAACUAAACUCUUCACUAAAACUGUCUUCCUGAUGAAAUGUGCAUGUGUAAAAAUGGCUCAUAUUGACCUGCAGAAGACAUCUACUUUUACUCUCUUCAAGAACCAUCACAUCAAAG
Molecule: messenger RNA, 4543 nt
Organism: Pomacea canaliculata
Lineage: Eukaryota; Metazoa; Mollusca; Gastropoda; Architaenioglossa; Ampullariidae
Product: slit homolog 3 protein-like
Exons: 3
Coding region: 311-1939 (542 amino acids)
Cellular component (GO): extracellular matrix
Molecular function (GO): protein binding
Source: RefSeq, a predicted model, not a curated record